Molecule: messenger RNA, 1413 nt
Organism: Penicillium cosmopolitanum
Lineage: Eukaryota; Fungi; Ascomycota; Eurotiomycetes; Eurotiales; Aspergillaceae
Exons: 6
Coding region: 1-1413 (470 amino acids)
Molecular function (GO): oxidoreductase activity, acting on the aldehyde or oxo group of donors, NAD or NADP as acceptor
Source: RefSeq, a predicted model, not a curated record
AUGGACCUUCCGCGCAUCGUCGCCGGCAACAUCGACGGCCGCGCAGCAAACACGCGGUAUCGUCAAUCACAGUUCCAUCGUCUACAAUCUACAUUGGUUGAAAAUAUCGCUGAGAUCCAAGAUGCUAUUCGCCUGAGACUCGGGUCAUACGCGCCAGGAGAGGUCGUCCUGGCCUUGCAAGAGCUGCGGGCGCAUUAUGUCUCACUCAGUCUGAGCAAGGAUCUUGAAGCUGAAUAUCGCAUCAAGAAUGGAAAGGAUAGCGCCGAUGCCUCCCGUGGAGUGGGUAUUGUGUACAUCACCCCGACGACGCAUACACUUUUUUAUUCGGUGAUUUCGGCUUUGACAGCCGCGCUGGCGGCCGGAAAUUGUAUCGUACUGGAGUUACCGCAAACUACAAUGACUCUUCCUGGUCUUUUACGAAAGCUCCUUCCAGAUGCGCUUGAUCACGACACCUUUACAAUUGUCUCGCAGAGACCGGAUUCGUCAUUCGUGAACAAAGCCUUGCUUGUUGCACAGAUCCCAUCCGAUGCGCCGAAUGGGAUGAUUUCCCCCGCAUUAUCCAGAACGGUGGCUGUUGUUGACCGCACUGCCAAAAUCAACGAAGCUGCCGAAGCAUUGGUGGCUGCGCGGUUUGCAUUCGGUGGACGUUCGGCGUACGCUCCGGAUGUGGUUCUUGUGAACGAGUUUGCCAUGAAGCCAUUCGUCGAGGCUGUCAUCCAACAUGCCUCCCGCUACCUUGCAGGUGAAAACGGCGAGGCUAGACAGCAGCAAUCACCACCGCGACGAUCGGGGCUCUUAGACUCUAUUCACAAAGAGCGCACUGCACGGAUUCUUGUGUCUGGUAGUAAUUGGGGCGUGGUUGAGGUUCAAGAUCGGAAAUCACCCUUGCUCAAGAAGAAGGUCGGUGAGAAAGUUUUACUGGUGCACCCUGUGACCAGUCUCGAUGAUGCCAUCGACAUCAAUGCAUCAGAAACGCUCGCAGCAACCUAUGCCUUCGCAGCCCCAGCUUCAGCAAAAUAUCUUACACAAUUUAUUGAUGCUGAUAUCUCUUGGGUCAAUCACGUUCCCAGCCACAUGCUAAUCGGCCCUGCCCUCCCACGCGGCACACCCUACAGUCCCCAAACACGCUAUUCACCGACCUCCUUCCAAAAACCACGCCCACAACUAAUAAACGCUCCAGUCAGCGCAUACACCACCAGAACGAUUCUAGAAAACAAUGCCACGCUCAAAUCAGAUGCCCUUUGGCGCGAAGCUAUUUCCCCACUUCCUUCGACGAAGCAAAGGGCCGGUUUCAAGAUUGGCUAUUUUGAGCAGGGUAUCAUUACUGGAGUAUCGCUCACAUUCAUGUCGCUCAUUGGUGUGGUUGGGACUUUGGGAUAUUAUACUUGGGUUUAUGUGCGGACGAGGGGAUGA